This is a messenger RNA of Protopolystoma xenopodis, 507 nucleotides long. NCBI's taxonomy places the organism in Eukaryota, Metazoa, Platyhelminthes, Monogenea, Polystomatidea, Polystomatidae. The record is from the annotation of a GenBank genome assembly.
AUGCAUGCAUCUGUUUGUGUGUGGAGCCAGCACUUACUCUGCUCACGGUACUCCGCUGUCUACAAAUCCUGCAAAGUUAGCGAGCUACAAUGGCCAAGCGCGGCAGAGACGAUUGCCCCGAGAGAGAUAAAUGACUCAAAAGCAUAUGACAUCCUCACCUCGCCCAUAGCUCCAGAAUUCAGCUCACCUUUCCCAUCUCUUCCUCCCCUCCUGUUAUCCAUUUCUAGACUGUCUAAAAUGAUAGUUGACUCUAUUCUGCGAGCUCAUCCCCAACACAAACGUUUUGGCCCGGCGAUGAAUGACCGACCCGAUGAACGCUCUCCUGAGCCUGUUCAGCGUGUGCAUCUUCUAGUUCCUGUAGAGAUCGCUUCAGAUGGUCAUCUUGGUCAGUCUCCACCGGCGUGUGCACAGCCAAAGUUGUGGGGCGGAGCGAAGAAGGAUAUGGUAAUUCUGGCUGUGCAGGAAAAAAAUGAGGAGCGGCUUCUCUAUGACCAUGAGAUGCGCUAA